Messenger RNA from Leptinotarsa decemlineata (Colorado potato beetle), 967 nucleotides. Its product is annotated as oligoribonuclease. Gene Ontology annotation, molecular function: 3'-5'-RNA exonuclease activity; nucleic acid binding. Lineage: Eukaryota; Metazoa; Arthropoda; Insecta; Coleoptera; Chrysomelidae. Gene Ontology annotation, cellular component: mitochondrion. The record is from RefSeq and is a predicted model, not a curated record.
GCUGAUUGUUACAUAUGCUGUGACGAGACUGAGUUCUGAUAUUGUUUGCCAAUAAUUCAAAGAAGAAGAGGCAAGGCAACUACGUUUUUAGUUUUUUUGGCACCAGUGUACACCAUUGGUAAUGGUUGUAAAAUAAUGAAAUAUGAAUUUUCGAAAAGCAUGGUUAAAAUCUUUAUUGCUCCGUUACUUCGUACAGUUAACAACGCUAGAACUUCUUUCAAGAAAUAUAACUAUGUUGAUAAGCUGACAUCUGUUAUGGCUGAAUCUGUGAAAUCACCAGCUAUGGCAAAUUCAUUAAAUUUGAAUACAUUGGCUGCUUCAAAGGGUACUGAAGUAAAUAGGAUAGUAUGGAUAGAUAUGGAGAUGACUGGAUUAGAUUUAGAUCGAGACAAAAUUAUGGAGGUAGCAAGCCUCAUAACUGAUUCUCAUCUCAAUAUUAUUGCUGAGGGUCCUGAAAUCGUUAUACAUCAACCAGAAGAUGUACUGAAUAAUAUGAACGAGUGGUGUUUAAAACAACAUGGAAAAACUGGACUCACAGAGUCAUGUCUGAAGUCUACUACAACUCUGGAGCAAGCUGAAAAGUUAGUGCUGCAAUUUCUCACUCAACAUGUAAAUGAAAAAAUUUCACCUCUGGCUGGAAACAGCGUUUAUAUGGACAGGAUGUUUUUAAUGAAGUAUAUGCCAAGAGUUCAUGACUAUUUGCAUUAUAGAAUAAUCGAUGUUUCUGCUGUGAAGGAGAUGUGCAGGCGAUGGAAUCCUAAACUCUACAGUCUUGUUCCUAAAAAGGAAUACUCUCACAGGGCCCUAAUGGAUAUUAGAGAAAGUGUGGAAGAAUUGAAGUUUUACAAGGAUAAUUUUUUCAAGAUAAACUGACCAACUCUAUUUUUAUCUAUUGAAGUCAUCUAUAAAAUGUUUAGGGCUGAUGAAGAUUCUUACGUUAUACAAUAGAAAUAGAAAGGAACAUGUU